UGGCUAUUUGGCUCACGUGUAUCAAACAAAACACAGACGGUCGGAAUUUGCCGUGCGGAUGACAUGUCGGUAGUUUAGCGUCCGUGCUUUCUGCAAAGGUGUCCAGUAGUUACAACAGCACUUCACCCUGGAGUAAUAAGGCACCAAACACGCUUUAUUGAACAUCCGUAAAGGUCAAGUGAAUGCCAUCUGUGAGACAUGGCGGAGGGAGGCUUCGACCCCUGUGAGUGCAUCUGCUCUCAUGAGUAUGCUAUGAGGCGACUCAUCAACCUGCUCAGGCAAUCUCAGUCCUACUGCACAGACACAGAGUGCCUUCAGGAAAUGCCAGGUCCCAGUGGGACAUUGGGGGGAGGAGGGGACCUGACCCUCCCCAUGGUCCUGAUGGGAUGGAUGGUUCUGGCUUUGCUCCUCUUCCUGCUCCGCCCAGCCAGCCUCAGAGGUCGUCGUCCCACAGGCAAACCCACUGGACCCCACAGCAGCGAUGGCAGAGAACCCCCAGCACCACCUAUUGACUAGCAGUGGAGCCAUAGAGCCAGUACAGACUGGAGCUACACGGUUAGCUAGUUACUGUGACCAGGACUUUGCCAACUCCUCGUCAACCUUCAUUCAACCACAACUAUCUCUUUUUGCUUUUUUCCCCCUCUUCUUAAACCUGGUAAUUGAUUUUCUUUUUGUUACUCUGUUGGUCAGAUCUGCCAGUGGCUCUUUUUACUCUUGUUCGAUUUGUUAACCAGAACGUUUGGUGUCACUCUGAGUCAGCCUCGGCCCCCUCCACCCCUCCAAACUCUGGUGCAGAUUGGUCUGCUGAAAUUUGGACAUGAAGUCAAAAUGAAGGAAUGCGUCACAUGAGUAAAGGGAGAAGGGAGGGGUGGCCAUAAAUUCCCUUUUGGACUGUUAAAAUGUUAUUCGAGUGCUUACUGAGUGAUCCAGGGUGGGGGGGUUCUUAAGAAUCUCACAGACAUUCCACUUUUGUCCUCUUUAAUGUCACAACUCUGAACAGUGCCAGUAAUGAUGUCAUAUCACAUUAUAUCGUAACUGCAUAUUUAUACAAGGGCCUUAACAGAAUGGUAAAAUUUAUAAAAUUGAAAAGGUUAGCCAUAAUGCUGGAAUUAGUGUUUACAGGCCGGCUCCAAUUAGAUUAAGUAUUUAUCCCAGUAAGAAAGUAGUCAGGUCUAUUGUAUAAUUGAUUUAUAUUUCCAAGAAAAUCGGUCACUUUCAAAUAUUGGUUGGAUUGGGGCCAGUUUGAUCACUACUAUUGUUGAAGCAUUUAAGAAGGCAGUUAAUUUGCAAUAAGUAAAAUAGUUGUUAUGCCACAUGUUUAAAAAAAAAAAAAAAAAAGAAGAAGAAAAAGAAAAAAAAAGUUGCACAAAGCAGGAAUACUAAUUCAUCAUCUUGGCCUCUUGAGAAGUACAA
This is a messenger RNA of Myripristis murdjan (pinecone soldierfish), 1413 nucleotides long. It is a transcript of the gene smim14, whose product is annotated as small integral membrane protein 14. Lineage: Eukaryota; Metazoa; Chordata; Actinopteri; Holocentriformes; Holocentridae. The transcript is spliced from 5 exons. Bases 199 to 516 code for a protein of 105 amino acids. The record is from RefSeq and is a predicted model, not a curated record. Gene Ontology annotation, cellular component: endoplasmic reticulum.